AUGUUAGUCCAGAUGUGGUAUCCCAUCACUGUUGCCACCGUUUCUAGAGAGUUCAAGAAGAUCCUGGCCAAGCAUCUCCGAGCCACAUCUGGGAGUGUGGAAGGCCUGAACCAGAAGCUCCAUGACUUCGGCUACAGGGGGGUCUCUUCACAGGAGUCUGCGGCUCUAGGGGGCGCUGCUCACCUGGUGAACUUCUGCAGCACAGACACAGUGGCUGGACUGUUGAUGGCACAGCGCUACUAUUCCUGUCCCAUGGCUGGAUUCUCCAACCCAGCAGCAGAGCACAGUACCAUCAUAUCCUGGGGCAGGAGUCGAGAGAAGGAUGCCUUUGAGCAGGUCCUGGAUCAGUUCAGCUCAGGACCUGUGUCCGUGGUGAGCGACAGCUACGACAUCUUCAACGCCUGUAAACACAUCUGGGGAGACGAGCUGAAGGAGCGGGUCAUGGAGCGCAGCCAGGACUCAUGUCUGGUCAUCCGGCCAGACUCCGGAGACCCCGCUGAGACACUUAUUGAGGUCAUCAAGAUACUGGAGGAUUGUUUUGGUUGCUCUAAGAACUCUAUGGGAUACAAAGUUCUACCAUCUUACCUGCGCAUCAUCCAAGGAGAUGGUAUAGACCUCAGCUCUGUUAAUGAGAUUCUCCAGAAGUUGAGUGAAGAAGGCUGGAGCGCUGAAAACGUUCUCUUCGGAUGUGGAAGUGCUCUGCUCCAGAAGCUGAACAGAGACACGCUGAGCUGUGCCUUUAAGUGCAGCUACGUGGAGACCAACGGCAAAGGCAUGGACGUAUACAAGCAGCCGGUGACCGAUCCUUCUAAAGAGUCGAAGCGGGGCCGGCUUUCUCUGAGAAGAAAUUCUGGUGGUUUAAUUGAGACUGUGGAGAGCGGUGCCGGGAAACCAGAGGAGGAUCUGCUUGUGACUGUGUUUGAAAAUGGCGUCCUCCUUUGUGAAUAUUCCUUCGACGAGAUUCGAAAGAAUGCUCGGCUUAAGGACCUUGACCUUAGCUCCACAAUGUACAACGAGAAGGAUCUACUGGAGAAACAAGUCCUGAAUGGAGUGCACUGA
Knipowitschia caucasica is the source of this 1059-nucleotide messenger RNA. The record is from the annotation of a GenBank genome assembly. Lineage: Eukaryota; Metazoa; Chordata; Actinopteri; Gobiiformes; Gobiidae.